Clonostachys byssicola is the source of this 1191-nucleotide messenger RNA. Lineage: Eukaryota; Fungi; Ascomycota; Sordariomycetes; Hypocreales; Bionectriaceae. The record is from the annotation of a GenBank genome assembly.
AUGUACAACCGGACGGCGAGAACGACCUUGCAGGGCCUCGGCAGGCUCAGUCGAUCUACACCGACGGGUUCGGCUUGGGCUGGAAGAUGCUUCAGCACCAGUCCUCACCAUGGUGUGCCGGUUCUCUUCCGGGGGACAGACAACGAAGGACUGGACAAAAUCCUCAAUGAAAUUCAAGAAAAGAUCAUCCUCCCAGCCCGCCUACCCCCGAAGAAGCGAUCCGUCGUCUUCAGCCCCAGUAAGCGUUCCUACCUCGAGCAGAACCCGAUCGUCAUCGAGGUGGAGGGGGUGGAACACAGUUUCACAACAAUCGACAAACAUCAUGAUAUCCCCAGAAACAAGAAGCUCUUUCUCGCCGCCCUGGAAAAAAUGGAAACAAGUCGCGAUUGGCGAAACCUCGCCAUCAUGUUCGCCGGCUUCAAGAAUGCCAACGUCAAGCUCCCACCAGGGUUUCACGGCAAAGUUGCCCGGUUGGCUACGAGAAAGGGCUUCGGAAACAUCCUCAUCGAGUGCGCCAACGAGGCGGACGCAACUGGCUUCUAUAUCCGCAACAAGGAGCUCCUUAACCAAAUUCUCGUCGACAUCACCACCAAGGUCACUGCUGCCGGAGGCAACUGGGAGCAAAUUCAGAAACUUGUGAGGAGUAUUGACACCGUAUUGGAUAUUCUUCAGCGUCCUUCACACCGAGAAGACGUUCGCAACGUUCGUGACAGAUUAACCCACUCAUUGACUGCUCGUGGUCAAAUUCUCCUGGCCCGGUCCGCUCUUGUCAAGGCGAAACACGAAGCUGGAGAGCCGAUUGAGAAGGAGCUUGACCUACUCCUGGAGGACGUCAAAGUAUUCGUCUCGCUGUGGGAACCUCUCCUGGAACAACAGAUCGCGGAGAUUCCCGAGUUUGUUGAAUUGUUACCCGUCAUAGGGAAGACAACCAGAAAUUCACCUAGAUUGGCCCCAACCCCCUACGUUAACUCGCUCGCACGGAACGUAAAGGGAAUCCGGGCAGCACACCACACAGCCAAGCAGCACCCGGAAUUCAAGUCCAUCGAUGAGAAGCUUGACUCGGUACUGCUCCCUGUUGCAAAUGCCAUUGAGUCACAUGUCGCCGAGUUUAUCAGUCCCUUGCCCAAGCGCUCUGAACUUGCAGAAGUAUACAAGGCCGUCGUCGGCAAUGAACCAAAGAAGGCUUCAUGA